Adineta steineri is the source of this 2604-nucleotide messenger RNA. NCBI's taxonomy places the organism in Eukaryota, Metazoa, Rotifera, Eurotatoria, Adinetida, Adinetidae. The record is from the annotation of a GenBank genome assembly.
AUGGAACACAGUGACAUAAUCUUAUCACCGACACUACUCGAGAAGACAGAACUCGACGCUGAGUGUGACUUAGACGAUCAUCCACAAAUACUUAAUUUCGGUAUUCUUAAAUCCUACAAUGACAUGCCUACUGGUACUCUACAUCCAGCAGAACAACAGCACUACUUUAUUCAUCUUAGCUUCCAAGAAUAUUUUGCAGCACGCCAUUUAAUUCGAACUCUCAACAGUCCAGAAAAACAAAAGGCAAUCAACUUUAUAAACAAACACAAAUAUAACCGACGUUAUCUAUAUGUCUUGAUCUUCGCGUCAGGUCUUCUCGCACAAUCCGAAAAUAAAUCCUGUAUGGAAGUGUUUUGGACAACGAUACAAGGACCGCCUUUAGAUCUUGUUGGAUUAACGCACAUUAAACUGAUCAUUGAAUGUCUUGAUGAAUUCGCCGGGCAAACUCAUUUUCCACAAAUCGCUGAUUUAAUGGAAUCUGUAAUAGAUUGGCUAGAUAUAUGCAUCAGUACAAAGUCCACUGCAAUCAUCGAAAGUCUACUACAAUCGUUCACACGCACCAUAUCGUUAUGCAAUAGCUCAACACUACAACAAAAACUAUUUCGACUACUUCAUACUGAAGAGCAAGAAGCAAAACGCACAGUAUACUUUAUAUUGUCUCAAAUACCAAUACACCACCCUAUGGAAAAACUAGUUUCUAAAUUGUGCACAGCAAUUCAGCAUGAAGAUUCAGCUGUCAGAUGCGGUGCGUGUAAAGCUCUAGGAGCGAUGGGUGAAACAACAUCAAUGCGUCACGUUAUCUCUUCUCUCAUCAAUGCACUUCUGGAUAAAGAUUUAAAAGUCAGAGAUGCUGCAUACAGAGCUCUAGAAGCGAUGGGUAAAAGAGCAGCAACGGAUGAGGUGAUCUCUGCUCUCAUCAAUGCACUUCUGGAUGAAGAUUGCGAUGUCAGAGAAUCUGCGUGCCGAGUCCUUGCAGUGAUAGGUGAAAAAGCAGCAACAAAUGAGGUGAUCUCUGCUCUACUCAUUGCACUUCGGGAUAAGGAUUGCAAUGUUAGACAAUCUGCGUGCCGAGCCCUUGCAACAAUGGGUGAAAAAGCAGCGACAAAUGAGGUGAUCUCUGCUCUACUCAAUGUACGUUGGGUUAAAGAUUGGCGCGUCAGAAAAUCUGCGUCUGAAGCUCUAGGAGCGAUGGGUGGAAAAGCAGCAACAAAUGAGGUGCUCUCUUCUCUCAUCAAUGCACUUCUGGAUAAAGAUUUAGAUGUCAGAAAAUAUGCGUGUAAUGUUUUAGAAGCGAUGGGUGAAAAAGCAGCAACAAAUGAGGUGAUCUCUGCUCUAAUCAAUGUACUUCGGAAUAAAGAUGCAGAUGUCAGAGAAUCUGCGCGUGAAGCUCUAGGAGCGAUGGGUGAAACAGCAGCAACAAAUGAGAUAAUCUCUUCUCUCAUUAGCGCACUUCGGGAUGAAAAUGUGGAUGUCAGAAAACAUGCGUGUAACGUUUUAGAAGCGAUGGGUGAAAAAGCAGCAACAAAUGAGGUGAUCUUUGCUGUCGGCAAUGCACUUCGGGAUGAACAUCCAGAUGUCAGACAAUCUGCGUGUCAAGUUCUUGGACUGAUGGGUGAGAAAGCAGCAACAAAUGAGGUGAUCUCUUCUCUCAUCAAUGUACUUUGGGAUAAAGUAUGGCGCGUCAGAAAAUCUGCGUCUGAAGCUCUAAGAGCGAUCGGUAAAAACGCAGCAACAAAUGAGGUGCUCUCUUCUCUCAUCAUUGCACUUCGAAAUAAAGAUGCAGAUGUCAGAGAAUCUGCGUGUGAAGUUCUAGCAGCGAUGGGUGAAAAAGCAGCAACAGAUGAGGUAAUCUCUGCUCUCGGCAAUGCACUUCGGGAUGAACAUCCAGAUGUCAGAGAAUAUGCGUGUGAAGUUCUAGCAGCGAUGGGUGAAAAAGCAGCAACAAAUGAGGUGAUCUCUUCUCUCAUCAAUGUACUUCAGGAUGAAUAUUUAGAUGUCAUUCAAUCUGCGUGUAACGCUCUAAAAGCGAUGGGUGAAAAAGCAGCAACAGAUGAGGUGAUCUCUGUUCUCAUCAAGGCACUUCGAUGUGAAGAAUCGCUUGUCAGACAAUCUGCGUGUGAAGUUCUUGGACUGAUGGGUAAAAAAGCAGCAACGAAGGAAGUGAUUUCUUCUCUCAUCAAUGUACUUCGGGAUGAAGAGGAAUAUGUCAGCGAAUAUGCAUGGGAAGCUCUUGAGCCACUUAUGUGUUCUUAUCCGGCCAUGAAAGAAAUAGCCCCGCAAAUGUUACGGGAGCUCUAUGCUGGUAUCCGACAAUUUGAAGAAAUCAAAUUGAGCAUUUUGCCGUCGAAUCAUUUCAUCAAACUAUAUUUGGACACGGAGAAUAACGCCUGGCUUCCAAUAGUUACAUAUACUGCAUUACUACAAGAGGUUGCUGUGACUAUCGUUGAAGAGAAGAUUAUGAUCUAUCAUAUGAGUGAGGUGUCGGAAUUAAAUGUGCUAUCGCCGGAACUGAAGGAAACUUUGGUAAAUUCUUUUAAAAAUCAGCAGAACGAAUUGCGGGAGAACUCUAUAGCGUUACAUGAAACUGAAGCUAAAAUGCUGUAA